UUGCAUAAAGCAGGAAAUUUAGUUUUCAUUCUGCAUGAAGUCAGUGGCCUUUAUAAACACAAGUUGCUUACUAUUGAUCAGAUCAUUACAAAAUUGAUGUGAAACUCAUAUGGCAAGUCCAAAAUUCAGUUUUUGCAUCCUGCUUCUUUUUGUAAGCUAUGGCAUACUAACUCCAACUUGCUGCCUUGGUGAAAUAUGCCAGCCAAAAGAAAACGCUGCAUUAUUUGUAUUUGGAGAUUCAAUAUUUGAUGUUGGAAACAACAAUUACAUCAAUACUACUGCUGACAAUCAUGCAAAUUUCUUUCCAUAUGGUGAAACCUUCUUCAAGUAUCCAACCGGUAGAUUUUCUGAUGGUCGCGUGAUUCCAGAUUUCGUAGCUGAGUAUGCUAAGUUGCCUCUAAUCCCCCCAUUUCUAUUUCCUGGUAAUCAACGAUACAUAGACGGAAUCAAUUUUGCAUCAGCCGGAGCUGGGGCUUUGGUUGAAACCCAUCAAGGACUGGUGAUAGAUCUAAAAACUCAACUAAGUUAUUUCAAGAAAGUCAGCAAGGUAUUGAGGCAGGAACUAGGAGUAGCAGAAACCACAACUCUAUUGGCCAAAGCUGUCUACUUGAUUAACAUCGGAAGCAAUGAUUAUGAAGUCUAUCUGACAGAAAAAUCGAGUGUCUUUACUCCUGAGAAAUAUGUAGACAUGGUGGUUGGUAGUCUUACAGCCGUGAUAAAGGAGAUACACAAGGCGGGAGGGAGGAAAUUUGGGGUUCUUAACAUGCCAGCUAUGGGUUGUGUUCCAUUUGUCAAGAUACUAGUAAAUGCACCUAAAGGUUCCUGCGUGGAAGAAGCGUCAGCACUAGCCAAACUGCAUAACAGCGUGCUUUCUGUGGAACUUGGGAAGUUAAAGAAACAACUAAAAGGAUUUAAAUAUUCAUACGUCGAUUUUUUUAAUCUGUCAUUUGAUCUUAUAAACAACCCUUCAAAAUAUGGGUUUAAAGAAGGCGGUGUGGCAUGCUGUGGCAGCGGGCCUUACAGGGGAAAUUUCAGUUGUGGAGGUAAAGGAGCAGAGAAAGAUUACGACUUAUGUGAGAAUCCCAGUGAGUAUGUCUUCUUUGACUCGGUUCAUCCCACUGAAAGGGCUGAUCAGAUUAUUUCCCAGUUUAUGUGGAGUGGACACCAAAGUAUUGCUGGCCCAUUCAAUCUCAAAACACUAUUUCAAGAAUAAUUCAACCAUGAGGAGAAAAGAUAGCUGACAUUGUUAAUUGUUAUUUGUACUAAAAGGCAAAAUACAUGUAAUCGGCAGUUAUAACUUAUAAUUGUGACUUCUUGAUGGAUUAA
Molecule: messenger RNA, 1326 nt
Organism: Glycine soja
Lineage: Eukaryota; Viridiplantae; Streptophyta; Magnoliopsida; Fabales; Fabaceae
Product: GDSL esterase/lipase 5-like
Exons: 5
Coding region: 110-1213 (367 amino acids)
Molecular function (GO): hydrolase activity, acting on ester bonds
Source: RefSeq, a predicted model, not a curated record